GCACGUGGCUGCCGGCGCUCUGGAGCGUCCGUUGCUGCCGGUGCUCUCGCCGCCCUUUCUCUUGCGCCCGGCGACACCCGGUCCAACCGAUGAUGGAGGCGCCCGUCUUCCGGCUGCGGCGAGGCUGUCCCUGGAGCAGUGCCGCCUGGUGGAGGUCCCCGGCUGCGGGAGCCUCCUGCUCGCAGAGUGCCGGGGCGACUUGGGCAUCGGCGGGGGCGUGUGGGAUGGUGGCCUGGUCCUUUUGGAGUACCUGGCCCAUCCGGCUCAGCGCACGCGCCUGGAGGGGCGGCGAGUGCUUGAGCUUGGCAGUGGCACAGGUCUCGUCGGGCUAGGCUGCGCUCUUCUGGGUGCCCAGGAGGUUCUCCUCACCGACCUUCCCGACGUCACGGCCCUCCUGGACUUCAAUGUAGCCCUGAACCGAGCACGUCGGUCGGGGCUCGAACGGGUGCAGGUGCAGGCUCACGAGUGGGGCACCGAUGUUGCGGCGCUGGAGCCUGCGGCGCUUGAGGUGGUGAUCAUGGCAGACCUUAUCUACGAUGUCGAGCCCUCCAAGCAGCU
Messenger RNA from Symbiodinium sp. CCMP2456, 558 nucleotides. NCBI's taxonomy places the organism in Eukaryota, Dinophyceae, Suessiales, Symbiodiniaceae. The record is from the annotation of a GenBank genome assembly.